Molecule: messenger RNA, 2877 nt
Organism: Lodderomyces margitis
Lineage: Eukaryota; Fungi; Ascomycota; Pichiomycetes; Serinales; Debaryomycetaceae
Exons: 1
Coding region: 1-2877 (958 amino acids)
Source: RefSeq, a predicted model, not a curated record
AUGCUCGGUAGAUUAUUCAAACAUAAUCCUCCUACUCAGAUACAUACUCCACAAAUCACAUCCCUGGCAUCCCCACCAAUAACAACUCCAUUUGAAGAUUCGCACUCGAGGGAAAUUUUUUAUGGCACAUGUAAUGCUAAUCUGUUGAAACCGUUUCAAUUUAAUAGCAAAUACUUUAGAAUCAUUAUAUCACAAGAUGGAGGCAAUCUACGGUCAAAGGAAAUUCUAUUUGACACUGCUUUUGAACUGACACAGCAAACCACGUCACCAAAUUUUCAGUCGCCUUCACAACACCAGGAACUGAGGCGUAGCACGUUGCUGAAAAAGCUGACCAACCUGCGAAUCUAUCAUAACACCACUGAAUUGAAUGAUUUGUCAUUUGGAUGUGGACUACCUACUAAUGAAGUUCAAACAAUAACUAAAUUGCAUACAUUGCCCCCAAUCACCAACUCAUCGACCCCAUACCAUGCGGUAUUGAUAACACGACUAUUUUCAAUAAGUGAUGCAGAAGUUUCGACGCCUGAUGCCACUUUUCAACAAGGUAGUGGCGAUUGGAAGCCUAAAUCAGCAACAACGACAAAGGAAUCAAGAGUGAAGCUUAAUGAUUUGAAGAUCAAUAGCAGAUUUUCGAUUGGAGUAGUAAUACCUUUAGAAUGCGGCAAUUUUGUUCAUGAAGACAUUAUUAAUGAAUGGAGUGAGAUAUCGCAUUAUUUAACCUUGUUGCAAAAGGCAGUGUAUCGAAAGUUGGUGUUGCAGUUGAAUAUGGUAAUUGACAAUGGUAAUGGAUGUGAAUAUUUGGUCAAGAAGAGGUUACAGUUCCCCCAUUAUAUUUUGCAAAACGAUUUCGAACUACAUGCACAAUUGGGGAAAUUGGUGAAGUUGAUACAUUACGAUAACAAUACCCCAAGAUUAAUAGACACAAACUAUUUGAUGAAAUUAAACAAGACAAGCUAUAAUUCAAGUUUAAUGAAUUGGAUCUUGGAAACUUUGAACUGGCUCGAGUUUAAGGAUGGAAAAUCUAAUUUGUCUUUUGCCAAUAAUAACAUUGACAAGAAUCCUUCAUUUCUUGCUACUUUGAUGUCAUUAUUGAUACGGCACCGGAAAUCAUUAGGUCUGAGACCGUAUUAUAACAAUUCAUGUGAUACCCGCGAAGUGACACGAGUGGUUGUAAUGACGGGAAACCCAGCUGUGGCCAAGCGAUUGAUUUUCAUUUUGAAUGGAUUGAUUGCUAAUACCGAGUCUGUCAAAUGUGGUGAUACAAGCCAAUAUAUAUACAACACUCUUCAUCACAAUGGUGGUGGUGUUGGUGAUGUCUCACGUAGUGACGUCUCUCAUGGCGAUGAUAAUCACGAAGAUGAAAAGUAUUCUACUGACGAUGACUGGAAUUCACCAUCAACAUUGACUAAUAGCAUAGUAACUGAACAGGCGAAUCUGAAUGGACAUCUGCAUGAAAUAUCACGCGUACAGCCAUCUGCCGUCAGCAUCCCCAUCAAUAGACCUAAAUCGUCACAAACACCAGUCGUGGGUAUUCCUAUAAAUACGCCAACAACAUCACAGGCAUCAUCAUCACUAUCGAAAUCAGCAUCGUUGGCUCAACUUUCAACUUCAUUAAAUUCAUCAUACUCCUCGUUACAAUCAAACUAUUCUUUGUCCAAAUUUGGCGGAAGUGGUUCAUUUAUGGAAAAGUGGAAAAACUCAUUUAGCAAUCAACUGCAUACAUCCAACAACAUGGGAGGAUAUUUUGAUGAACCUCCCAGCUUAGGAAUGAGAAAAUCGUCACACCAGUCAUUACGAACGCCGUCACCAGCAUUUGAACAUGACGAUUUCAACUGGCAGUCGUCAAGUUAUACCAAUUCAAUUGUAUCGCCAAUGUCAAUGACGCCCAGUAAAAUGUCUCGCACUCAGUCAUUGUAUGAUUUGUAUGAUUUGAAUAUGAAUUCGAUGAGUGAGGAACAAUUGUCGGACUCGUCUCACUCGUCAUCAUCGUCAACAGAGAAUCAUAGCUCUCAGGCGAAUCAUAAUAAUAGCCACAGCCAGAACAAUAAUGGCAACGGCAGUGUGUUUGAAGUGAAACGAUCAAAGACGAGUGUUUUCACUCCAUUUGUGAGUGAUCGACUUGUCAAAAAUAUUGCUGAGUACAAUCGAUCUACAAUUCAGGCCAAAUGUAAACAAGUUAUGGAGAGUAAACCCAAAUGCAAAAAAUUGGACAGUGUACUUGAAGUGGAUUAUAGUCGUCGAUGCAGUGGAAAUAGAUCCGAACCAUUAUCUACUGGUGAUGAUGCCAAUCCAUCAAAUCCAACUAUUUUCAAACACAAUAUUCUACUACCGUGUGUUGGGUAUUGUGAUGAAUAUCGGCCAGAGUUUAUUCUUCAAUCAUGUCCCAUAAACCCAAAACUAGAGCAACAAGUUAUGAGCUCAAUGAAAAAUGAUUUAAUUUAUUAUCAAAACAAUUAUAAGUAUAGCAAGAUUACCACGAGGACGAUUUUCAUCAGCUUGCGUGCGAGGGAGAUUAAGACUAUUGAAAUGAAUAUAAAUAAUGAGUUGAGUUUGCAACAAGGUAAUCAAGAUAAGCUUGAUUGUUCGGACAAAGGAGGGCGUUCAGGUAUGGUAAGUGAAGCAGAAAUUAAAAGGAACGUAGCUACUGGUGGUGAUGGUAGUGGCGCUGUAUCAACGUCAUACAAGACUAAGAUCCACAAAAUUUAUUCGCCAUUGAAGUGUGUUGGCGAUAAGCGGCUAAUUUCCCAUAUAGAAUCAAGUUUGUUUCAAAUUGAUGAAUUGUUUAAAAUUCAACAGCAAUUGCAUAAUGAUAAGAAACAAAUGGAUAGAAAGCAAUUCCAUGAAAAGUUGGUAGGGUUAGUUGCUGAUUUAAUUGAGUGA